AUGGAAACUGAAUUGCUGCGGCUCGCCUCCGUCCUCCGCUGCUUCCUGAUUGUCCUCGGACCAUUCCAUGAAACCGAACGGGUUGCCCUCGGAUCGCUUCAGGAGCCCAUUGCCCGCCACAGCACUGACGGUCCCUCCUCCGGUCGCUUCGUCGCGGCCCCAUGGAUUUCUAGUCCUGCCGGUGCUGAACUCAAACCUCCAGCCCAUGUCGAAGAGACCACUCAAUGUACAGACAAAUCUUCGCAAACCACAGAAUCCGAAAUUAGCGUCGCAAAGGAUGUUCUUAUGGAAUCCCCGCUGAAGAACAGGACCAAUAACGACACCACUCCGAACGAACCAUCGAGCGAGGCUAGGAAAACGCCCUCGACACGGAUGAACUCGCAGCAGAGUAAUGAAAAUUUCGAAGUUGACCUCAAUUGGCAGCAGGCGGGUUCAAAACCGAAGGAGGCCUACAUGAAAGGAGCAUCUCCGCGGCUCAGCAUUGGCGAGACGAGACCAUCCGUUCUGUGCACUCCGGCCGGAAUGGCUCAACUAAAGUCUAGCGCUACAAAGUCGCCUGGCAGUCGUGAAACAUCACCAGUAAAGCAAGCCACUACUGUCGUUUGUAACAAAUCUCCACAAAAGUUGGAAUCCGUCAAGGAGGAGCCUCGGCGCAUUCAUUUUGCGCAUCCAAUUGCUGCCACGCAGAUAGUAGAGUACGAAUCAUCGAUGUGCACAACAGUGAACACCAUUGACGAAAGCAGUAUUGUGGCUGGUUGUGGAAUGCACGAUAGUGUUCACGCUCUUCCGAUUCCGGCCACUAGAAUGUUCCGCAACAAUAAGGAUGGCGAGGUUGAUUUGUCAAGUGAUGAAUAUGGAGCACAUACUUUCCAAAAGAAGACUACCACUGAGAACUUAAAGGACAAGGAUGGGGAGAAGGCAAGCACACCACCAAAGUGCUCAUCAGCAUCAUCGUUGGCAAUCAUGUCGCCGAAACCCUUUAAUCCUGUCACUACGUCGUCUCCUAACUGCGAAACGCAAACCAUUAGAGUGGAAAAGCAGAUGACAACGGAAAUCCCUCUAACUGAUGUGAAUCUACGUUCGACAGAGAAGCGUAAAGAUUUUGUCAAUGAUUUGGAGGACCGUGCUAAAAAGGCUACGAGCUGCCCUGGAAGCAACAUGACCACAAAGUCGCCAUCUUGGAAGCGCGUAGCCGAGCAGAACGAAAAUGCCGCGACGAAAGAGGUGUCGCCCAUCCGCUCGGCCGUUUUGGAAGCAGCUCCAGCAAAAAGAAUCGCGCAGCAGCUUGAGGAGCGUCUCAAGAACAUUCAGGCGAAGAUCCCUACUCCAAAACCGAUCAUCACUGCACCAGCAACAGCUUCAGCUGCCCCCAUAACCCCGACUACACCCGGCGUGCAAACGCAAUGGCGCGGCAGUCAUAAUACUCCUGUUGUGAUAGGUAGCACACCAGGUGUGCCUAUUCAUCCUGAAGUCUGCUCAAGCAACUUGAAGUCGUUAAAGUCGCGGUGGGAGUUCUCCUCGUUGACGGGUACACCGUUACACCCUGAUGAAACUGAGGACGAUAUCCUGAAGGCUGCUAUUCGUAUGCGAGACAGAACGAUGCCACGUAGAUUCGACGACAAGCCUAGAGAUCCACAACCUUAUCUAGCGAAGAAGAUUGAGAAAAGCGUUCAGGAAGCUAAUAAGCGCUCUUCCUUGUGUUCACCUGUGUCGAAGAGUCCACGUUAUGUGGACGAAUCUGAUGAGGGUGAGGAUGGCAGAGGUGACUCCAAGAACAAAUCGAUUUUGAAAAACGCAUACUCUCCAUACAAGUCACCUGCCAUCAAGAUGGCACAGCGAAAAUCACCCGGGCGUUCACCGAAGUCACCGAUGCGCCUAGAACGUCCUGAUACGCCGGAAGAGGCUAAUCUGUUCGGUGAUGAUGAGGAGUACUUCUCUCCAAUGAAGAAGCAAGCAGUUUCGUUGCCAGCUCCUCGUGAGGUAUAUGAUUCUCCUUACGAAGAGCCCGCAGUCGCUACUGCACGUGAAGAAAUGGAUUCGCCCAAACGCGACGGUUCGUCGCUUCCGUAUACGGUUUCGUUUUACCGUAAACGCAUACGCGAAAUGCGGACAGCUGACUCUGGAGUAGAGAAAAUCGACUUAACAACCGACGUUGCAACUGCCCCGAUCCAGACAGUAAUCGGAGGCGCCGUGCAUGAAGAUACUGAUGAGGAUGAUGCAGCUAGGCAGGAGAGAAGGGCUGCGAUGGAACGUGAAGUGAAUAUACAGCAACAACGAAUAGCCCAAGCUAUGCAUGCUUUGCGUUACUGCAAAGAACAGACCGAGUUCCGUGGAAGUCGCGAAGAGGUUGAUGCCCAACGUGCCCUCCUUAUUGCCACUGAAACAAGACGUGCUCUGCUGUUUGAAAUUGAUCGGCUCAACCGGGGACUGCCGAAAGGAGGUCCUGGUCCUCGCGGAACACUUACGAUUACCAGCAUUAACGUGCUUCUCGAUCAAGACUUUGUGAACUCACAGCUCAAUUAUCCCUCUAACCGGAACGACAUAUACUACUUCAUUGUUCUUCUUCGAUAUGGCUGCGAGGUCCAACAUACCUCUUUGGUGACAAGCGAUGAAGGUUUGCGAAAGAAGGGUGUGCUUGAGUUCAAUUAUUAUUAUCUUUCGCUCAAGGAUCUACCUCCAGAUUUUGUGUGCGCUCUUGAAGUUUUUGGCCUUAGAACAAAACGCGAACAUAUCUCCCAUGAGGUCAAGUAUCGGCUCACUGGAACCCUUAGCAAGAAGCAACGUUCGAAGGUGUCGUCGACGAUGAAGACGUCCAUGGGCGGACCAUCUGCUCUCGCUGAACCAGCGUUCCAGCUGGUCGGCAGAGUGACUAUCGAUAUCAAUACAAGUGGUCGUAAGCUGGCGUUGCAGGAAGUGAUGACGCCUUUGGAGGGACAUGUUAUUGUCAAAAUGAAGAAGCACGCCACAGAGAAGAGCAAUACGAUCAAUCGCGGUUUUCUUUCCAUGUAUCAACGCACAAGAGAUGGUUUGGGAACGUGGAAUCGGUACUGGUGUGUUCUAGAAGGUGGAGAAAUGCGAUUCUGGCGAAAUCCUAAUGAUGAGCGGGAUGGAAAGCAAUGGGUUGUGUUACUGGAUCUGCAAACGUGUGCAGGAGACGGAGCAUCCACGGUUCGAGACGUAUGCCCUUAUCCAAAUUCGUUUCAUAUCGACGUGUGGGUACCAAAAGAAGGAACUCCUCGAAGUAGUCCCGGCAGACCCGAACUGGAGAAGCUUCGGGUCAUGUUGGCGGCUGACACUAGUGCUCAUUUGGAUAGCUGGCUGGAAGUCAUUAAUGAAACGGCACGUCAUGUGCUUUUGUGGGACCGACCAAGUGGAAUGCCGAGAAAAGAUAAGGUUUAG
This is a messenger RNA of Ostertagia ostertagi, 3399 nucleotides long. The record is from the annotation of a GenBank genome assembly. NCBI's taxonomy places the organism in Eukaryota, Metazoa, Nematoda, Chromadorea, Rhabditida, Trichostrongylidae.